Fragaria vesca subsp. vesca is the source of this 1135-nucleotide messenger RNA. Its product is annotated as dof zinc finger protein DOF5.6-like. The transcript is spliced from 2 exons. NCBI's taxonomy places the organism in Eukaryota, Viridiplantae, Streptophyta, Magnoliopsida, Rosales, Rosaceae. The record is from RefSeq and is a predicted model, not a curated record. Gene Ontology annotation, molecular function: DNA-binding transcription factor activity; DNA binding. Bases 95 to 1123 code for a protein of 342 amino acids. Gene Ontology annotation, biological process: regulation of DNA-templated transcription.
CUGAGAUGAAGUCUGUAUGAAGGAAAAGCUCUGUUAGUGUGUUUCAACUGUUUCUUCUUGUUUGUCAGUAAUCUGGGUUAGUUCGCUUUGUUUGAUGGGUCAUAAUUCUCUUCAAGUUUGCAUGGAUUCAUCUGACUGGCUUCAGGGCUCGAUUCACGAGGACCAGUCUCCGAUGGAAUCCUCGUCACCACUCUCCGGCGACAUCUUAACAUGCUCAAGGCCCUUGAUAGAGAGAAGGCUGAGGCCACCGCAUGACCAAUCCCUCAAGUGUCCUAGGUGCGACUCCACCCACACCAAGUUCUGUUACUACAAUAAUUACAGCCUCUCUCAGCCUAGGUACUUUUGCAAGACCUGUAGAAGGUACUGGACCAAAGGAGGUACACUCAGGAACAUUCCAGUUGGCGGUGGUUGUAGGAAGAACAAGAAGGUUGCUUCGAAGAAACAAAAUGAAGACCACAGUCCCUCGAUGAACCCUAACCAUCUCGGUUCGUCAUCUACGUCUUCUCAUCACAACCGUACUGAUCUCCAGCUCUCGUUCCCGGACCAGAUGCAGUUUUCACAUCUGAAUAACUUGAUGCUUGGGGCUCAAGGGACAGGAAACCCUAGUUUCAUGGAUGGCAGGUACGGGAACAUUAACGGUAUGCUUGAGAAUUCCAACCAGUUGAGGCCAAUUGAUUUCAUGGAGAGUAAGUUGGAAGCUAUAGUGGGAAAUGCUAGGAACUAUGAUUUCAUGGGUGGUGGUGGUGAUAGUCUGGGUAUAGUAGGUGGCCUUAGCAAUAUGGGGGGUGGUGCUCAUGGAUUAGAAUCUGCUGGCUUCCAUGGUUUUUGCUCUAGUCCAUUUGGAUCGAUGUCUCUUGAUCAUCAAGGGAAUAACAAUGGGAAUAAUUUCAUGGAGAAUUGCCAGAGGUUAAUGUUGCCAUAUGAAGCAAAUGAGAAUCAUCAGCAUCAUCAAAAUGAAAUCCAUGAUGUGAAGCCUAACACUAAGCUCUUGUCUCUUGAGUGGCAAGAACAAGGCUGCUCCGACGCCGGAAAAGAAUCAUCAUAUGGUUACCUCAAUGCUCUUGGAUCAUGGACAGGCGUGAUGAACAACUUCGGGCCGUCGGCGACGAACUCAUUAGUCUAAUGAAAUUACUAA